Messenger RNA from Brassica napus (rape), 1190 nucleotides. RefSeq lists its product as uncharacterized. The transcript is spliced from 2 exons. Bases 142 to 1044 code for a protein of 300 amino acids. Lineage: Eukaryota; Viridiplantae; Streptophyta; Magnoliopsida; Brassicales; Brassicaceae. The record is from RefSeq and is a predicted model, not a curated record.
UAGACUUAAAGACGCAUGCGAUUGACACGUAGCCAAUACAAUGCGUCCACGUGUCAUCUCCCCUGUCUAGCAAAUGGAUAAAGGACAGAGUCGGCUGCUUUAGGGAACUCGAAUCUGAAUUUUUCUUCGAUUAUUAUCACCAUGGAUGGAGAGGAGAUGCUUGAUUGGGAGCUCGUUCACGGCUCGGAGACCGAUUCAAUCACAUCGGAGAAGGAAUCAAGUGUAAUCGAUGACGGUAUGAUUGUCUCUGAUCAUUUCUCUGCCGAUCAUCCUACAACUGAACAAAGCAUAGGAUCUGGUGAUUCUCCUCGGGUCGGUUACGGAUCCGAGUAUCCGAAUCUGGUGGGUUUGGGGUUCGAUCAGUUGUAUGUUUAUCAAUCGGGUGUCAGAAACGAAUUAGGGUUUAUUGAUGGUGAGGUUAAGGUGAGUGAUUUUCAACCUUCUGAUGAGAAUAACAUCAUGGGCGAAGGUGUUCACGAUGAAUCUCUUAUGGAGGAUGCAAGCAUGUGUUUGUUGGAAACAGACAAUCUCCAAGUUGAGAGCCGCCAAGCUGGUGUUGAAGAACAUAUUGAGGAUUUGGGCAAGUCUUUGUCUGGAGAUUCUGGGAAUGGGAGUGGUGAAGAGGAGAUUGUUUCUGAUAGUGAAGCAGUUGAGGGAAGUGGAGGGGAUACUAGUGCACAUGUUGUGGCCGUAGAUUCUGCUGUUGUGAGAUCUGGUGAUGAGGGUAAAAAAAGUAGAGAGACAGUGUGGUGGAAGAUUCCGUUUGUGCUUGUCAAGUACUAUGCAUUUAGGAUUGGUCCUGUUUGGUCUGUCUCUAUGGCUGCAGCUGUGAUGGGUUUUGUUCUCUUGAGACGCAGACUCUAUCAUAUGAGAAAGAAGGCUCAAAGGAUCCAUCUUAAAGUUGCAAUCGACGAGAAGAAGGUGUCGCGGGUGAUGAGUCAGGCGGCUCGACUCAAUGAAGCAUUCUCAGAGGUAAGAAGGGUCCCAGUGAUCCGCCCUGCUCUGCCAUCUCCUGGCGCAUGGCCGGUUUUGAGCCUUAGAUGAGAAGCCGAUUGAUUAUCCAAUGUCUCAUAAUGUUAUGUACCAGAGGAGUAGAGAGACACGUACAUGUGUGUACAGUGACUCAUCAUGUUGUGUACUAAAAGAACAGAGAUUUAUGGUGUUUAUGAUGUUUCUAUCAUUUUGAUUCA